AUGGCCUCUCGGUGGCAGAGCCUGGGGGCCUCCAGGCGCGGGAGAUCGCUCCAGGACCAGAAGCAGCUCAGGGAGAGCAAGGUCCUGCAGCCUGCGGCCAACCAUCUGGAGACCUCCUCCGGGGCCCUGGGCUCCCUGUGCAGGCGGUUCCAAAGGAGGCUGCCCCUGAGGGCCGUCAGCCUUAACCUCGGACCGGGCCCCUCCUGGAAACGCCUGGAAACCCCAGAGCCAGGGCAGCAGGGCCUGCAGGCUGCCGCUCGCUCAGCCGGGAAUGCCUUGGGUGCUGUGUCCCAGAGAAUCCAAGAGUCCUGCCAAAGUGGUACCAACUGGCUGGUGGAAACCCAGAUGAAAGCCAAGAGGAAGAGAGGGGUACAGAAGGGCAGUAGCCCCCCACCCAGCAGCCGGAGCCAGAAGAGCACCCAGCUGUCUGGAGCUGCCCCUGCCCGCUCAGGCCUGGGCCCCUGGCAGAGGAAGAUUCACGGCCUCUCUGCCCAGAUGAACCCACGUGCCCACCCACCAUGGCGGUCGAGGAGGGAGGCUGCCUUCCACAGCCCCUACUCCUUGACAGAGCCCCUGUGCUCUCCCAGCGAGUCUGACAGUGAACUAGACUCUGUGGGGGCAGGAAUGCAGCAUCUCCAGAGGCUGUCCCAUGAGUUGGAUGAGGUCAUUGUGGCUGAAGAUAAUGGCAACCCAACCAUUUCUCUCAUCUGUGACUGA
Messenger RNA from Choloepus didactylus (southern two-toed sloth), 717 nucleotides. RefSeq names its product protein PIMREG-like. Bases 1 to 717 code for a protein of 238 amino acids. NCBI's taxonomy places the organism in Eukaryota, Metazoa, Chordata, Mammalia, Pilosa, Megalonychidae. The transcript has 4 exons. The record is from RefSeq and is a predicted model, not a curated record.